AUGUCAGAAGGGUUCUCAAAAGGUUCCAAAUUUAAACAGGACAUGAAGCCGUACGUACAUAACACUAUACAUCGUCUCAAUGAAUACUGUGCUAAUGUCGGCGUCACAGAUAGGUUCCAGGGAUACAGGAACAACAUCAAUCUAGGUGUGAAAGACCCAAUGGCCUGUCCGUCGAGCGUCGAUCAAAACACUGAUGAAGAAUUAUGCCCGGAAGAAUGCUGCUGUGAUUGCUGUUGUCCAACUGAAUUAGGUGCCGCUCCUGAUGAUGAUGAUAAGCUGCCUAAAUGUCCAGCCAAGUCGGUCCAGGAGCAAUACGGCAUCAACACAUGCUACCCCGGCUCUUCUGAAUACACUGACCAGUAA
Molecule: messenger RNA, 363 nt
Organism: Helobdella robusta
Lineage: Eukaryota; Metazoa; Annelida; Clitellata; Rhynchobdellida; Glossiphoniidae
Exons: 3
Coding region: 1-363 (120 amino acids)
Source: RefSeq, a predicted model, not a curated record